AUGUCCUACAGCUGCUGCUCUGGAAACUUCUCCUCCCGCUCCCUGGGAGGCUACCUGAGCUACCCAGUCUCCUCCUGUGGCUCUUCCUACCCCAGCAACCUGGUCUACACCACUGACCUCUGCUCUCCCCGCACCUACCAGCUGGGCACCUCUCUCUCCAGCGGCUGCCAGGAGACCUGCUGUGAGCCCUCCAGCUGCCAGAGCUCCUGCGUGGUGUCCAGACCCUGCCUGACGUCCUGCUCCCGCCCCAGGACCUCCACGCUCUGCAGUCCUUGCCAGACGCCUUACACUAGGUCGCUGAGCUGUGGGUCCAGCAGCAGCUGCUCUCUGAGCUGUGGCCCCAGAAGCUAUUAUUCCCUGGGCUGUGGCCCCAGAAGCUAUUAUUCCCUGGGCUGUGGAUCCAGAGGUUUUUACUCGCCGUUCUUUGGGUCCUAUGGCUUCAGGUCCCUGGGUUAUGGGGGUUGUGGUUUUCCUUCCCUGAGCUAUGGCUCCAGUUUCUACUAUCCAACCCACUUCUCCUCCAGGAGCUGCCAGUCAUCAUGCUACAAGCCAACCUGUGGCUCCAGCUUCUAUCAGUCAACUUGCUAA
Molecule: messenger RNA, 588 nt
Organism: Condylura cristata (star-nosed mole)
Lineage: Eukaryota; Metazoa; Chordata; Mammalia; Eulipotyphla; Talpidae
Product: keratin-associated protein 13-1-like
Exons: 1
Coding region: 1-588 (195 amino acids)
Source: RefSeq, a predicted model, not a curated record